This is a messenger RNA of Gasterosteus aculeatus aculeatus (three-spined stickleback), 2106 nucleotides long. Lineage: Eukaryota; Metazoa; Chordata; Actinopteri; Perciformes; Gasterosteidae. The record is from RefSeq and is a predicted model, not a curated record.
CCAUGUAGGAGGGAGUCGAAAACCAUAGUAACUCCUCCACCAACUACUUUGAUAGCAAUCCAGAGGUGGCUCUGCUAGGCAUUAGACCGGGUAAAACACAUAAUACCGUAUCUAUCACCAAGCUUUAAAAUGAGCAGUGUAGUCCAGAAUCCUUACAUCGGCCGAACGCCCACAACGCGGAUGCCCAAGCCCGGGGGCAGUGCAGGUGUGCCACCUGGGAGCCGGGACGGCAGUGGCAUAUGUCGAAGCAGCAGCAUCUGCAGUGGGAAUAGUGGAUCUGGAGGCAAGAUACUGUCCCUGUCAUCGAUGAGUGAGAGUGUGCACAGUGGCCUGAGUUGUUUCUUGUCUGAGCAAGCCCUGGAGCAUGAAGAAAAGCAACAGCGCAGUAGCCAGUUAGCAGAGUUUCAGCGACUGAGAGAGGUUCGUGCAGCUGCUCAGAUAAAAAAUCUGGAGGAUUUUCUUAGAAUGAACCAUGUUUCACUAAGGGACAGCAUGGCGUAUUCAACUGGAAUGAUAUACAGAAAUCUUGGUAAAUCGGGGCUGAGGGUGUCUUGUCUUGGAUUAGGCACGUGGGUCACCUUUGGAGGCCAGAUAACGGAUAAGGUGGCAGAGGAAUUGAUGACUUUGGCAUAUGAAAACGGGAUCAAUUUGUUCGACACAGCUGAAGUGUACACUGCCGGACAGUGAGGCCGAAGUGUCUUGGGAAGUAUCAUAAAGAAGAAAGGAUGGAGACGUUCCAGUUUAGUCAUCACCACCAAAAUCUUCUGGGGCGGAGAAGCAGAAAUGGAAAGAGGAUUGUCACGAAAACAUAUAAUCGAAGGUCUAAAGGCAUCACUAGAGCGACUUCAACUGGAGUACAUAGACGUGGUGUUCGCUAAUCGGCCAGAUCCUAACACACCUAUUGAAGAGACGGUGAGAGCAAUGACCCAUGUGAUCAACCAGGGGAUGGCCAUGUAUUGGGGGACAUCCAGAUGGACCUCUGUGGAGAUCAUGGAGGCAUACUCAGUGGCUCGACAGUUCAAUCAGAUCCCACCCAUCUGUGAACAAGCAGAGUACCACAUGUUCCAGAGGGAGAAGGUUGAAGUGCAACUUCCUGAACUCUUCAAUAAGAUUGGCAUUGGAGCUAUGGCAUGGUCUCCAUUGGCUUGUGGGAUCCUCUCAGGGAAGUAUAACAAUGGGAUCCCCUCUCAUUCACGUGCCUCACUUAAGGGUUAUCAGUGGAUGAAGGACAAGGUCACGAGUGAGGAGGGGCACCGUCAGCAAGUGAAGCUGAAAGAGUUGCAGAUAGUUGCUCAGAGACUAGGAUGCACUCUGCCCCAACUGGCUAUUGCAUGGUGCCUGAGAAACGAGGGAGUGAACUCUGUCCUGCUGGGAGCUACCAGAACUGACCAACUAAUGGAAAAUAUCAGAGCAAUCAAGGUUCUUCCAAAGUUAUCACAGUCCAUUGUGAUUGAGGUGGAUAACCUCUUAGGAAACAAGCCGCUGAGUAAAAAGGACCCCAGAUCCUGAAAGCACCCGCUAUACUGAUAAAUGACCAAUUGUGGGCAACGUAUAGUCUGACAAAUAAUGAAAUAAAUAGACCAAAAAUGUAAGAUUACUCUAUUCACUAAUUCAAUGCAUGAUUGACUUUCCUGUUCACGUCUGCACUUAUUGCCACUUAAUGCAUAAGGUCUACCAUAUGCAAAAUAUUUUUCAAAUACCCUAAAUAUCAACUUAAAGAAAACAAAAUGAACUCUUGCUGAGUAUUUGCUCAGCAUGUAGCAGAGGGUCUAAGACCUGUUAACCUACUGAACAACUCGCGCUUUCAGCAUAACAAUGACUUGUAUGUUGAAGCCCCAGAUACCAGUUCAUGCUGGUAUCUGGAUUUAUUUAUAAUCACAGUCCUUUUCCAAAGACUACUUUUUGUUUUAGUCAGUUUUGCCAUUUGAUUUAAUCUAAUUAGUCUAGUGAAGGUAAAUUACUAGUUAGUCUAACUAGUAAUUAAUGCUUGAUUUGAUGUGAAUUUAUUAAAUUCCUUUUAAUACUUUUUGGUGGUGGCUAGGAAUUAUUAGAUAAUAAUGUAAUUUGUGUUUUUCAAAAUCAAUAUUAAAGAAGUUUAAACUGGUA